GUUCAUUUAGAUCGUUAACAUCUGGAAUUACAGAGUUUUAAUUCGUUAAAAUAAAUGUUCCUUAUAUAAUAUCUAAUGUUUUUCAUUGUAGGAGGAAGUUGCAUCUCUGUCUCAUCCUCACCUGUCGAGCAGUGCCCACAUAUUCUGUAUUCAACUGGUUGCCAUGAUGUUUGUUUGUUGUCUUUCAUGCAGUUUACCAGCAGAUGGUGCCAUAACCAAAGUAUGAAAAUACACAGAGAGGAAAGCAACGAACUGAAUCCCAACACAUAAUACCGAUCACUACAAUAUUUUAUAAAAGAAUAAUACAAUACAACUAAGCAGAUUAUGUUAAAAUGUUUUUCCUGGUUAAUAUACUGGCAUCGUUGGAUUGACUGAACCUUACAAGUUGACUACAACUACUUCAGAUAAUAUCUGUAGCUGUACAUGGGAAUCAUACUACAACUCAUCUGGUUUUCUCAUUAGUGGGCGACAGUGGAAAAGUAAAACAAUCUCAUUUGGGACUUUUUUAAGCCCAACACACAAAGCAGUGAGGCAAAAAUCAAACUGUAUUAAAUCUCCCCCAGCUGAGAAUAAGACGAUAUUAACUGCCUCAAACUUAUUGAAAGGUACUUUAUUUUGAUUAAUAGCCAUGUUGAUAUCAGGUUUUCCUCUCCGUGUUGCUCAGUUUUAACCCCACACUGCUCCAAUAUUCCAAUAAUAUCCCUAAUAGGAUCUCAUUCAGUCGAACAGGAGAGUCAGGAAAGUCCUUUCGGUCAGUCAUCAAGCUCUGAACUGGACCGGCGCUGAAAUGUUGGAGCGGCCCCAGAGCCCCCGACUGACACACACAGAGUAUCAGCUCAUCUGAUGGUCCUCACUUUAUCUCAGCCCGGUUUAUAGCAGACCAGAUUCCGCGAAAUGCCACCCAAAGACCCACAGCUGACUGGACUACAAGCACUGACUGCAGCUAAAUGAGACUCUAGGAUGGAAAUGUUGCCGAGGGGAAACCUGAGGAGAGGAGUGGCGCUCUGCCUGCUGCUGUUGGCUCUCGUAGGCGAGGCCACAGGCCAGAGGAGAAAGACAGGACGCAGGAACAACUACAGGCUGCACGAUGAUGGAGGAAAUGGUCUGAUGUGUUCACUGGAGGUGGCUUUCAUCCUGGACAGCUCAGAGAGUGCAAAAAUAUUCCUGUUUGAGAAGCAGAAGGCCUUCGUGUUGAGCUUCAGCACUCGCCUCGCUAUGCUGCAGGUAGCCGGCUGGACGCUGAAGGUGCGAAUGGCCGCGCUUCAGUACAGCAGCUCCGUGUCCAUAGAGCACCGGUUCUCAGCCUGGAAAGACCUGGAUUCAUUCCACGGCCGAGUCAGCACCAUGAACUACAUCGGCCAUGGCACCUACACCACCUACGCCAUCACCAACGCCUCGCAGCUGCUGGUGCAGGAGACUCCGGAGGACAGCGUCAGGGUUGCAGUGCUGAUGACCGACGGGGUCGACCAUCCCCGUAACCCCAAUGUGAUUGCAGCUGCAGCAGAGGCCAAAGGUCACGGCAUAAAGUUCUUCACUGUAGGUCUAUCAGACAUCGCCCAGCAGAGUCAGAACAACGCCAAGCUACGCGCCAUCGCCAGCACCCCGGCUCAGCAGUUUGUCCAAAGUCUUCUUAAUCCUCAGCUGGAGGAGAAGCUGCUCAAAGAGAUGAGUGCAGUCGUAUUUGAAGGGUGUCCAAAGGCUCAAGUGUGUUUGUGUGAAAGAGGAGAGAGGGGCCUUGCAGGAAGUCCAGGUAGAAAAGGGGACCAAGGCUUCAGAGGGCCACCUGGUCUAAAAGGUUCGAGGGGAGAGCCUGGAUUGAAUGGUCAACCUGGAAAUGAUGGUCCGGAGGGCCGACCAGGUUAUAAAGGCAACAAGGGGGAGAGAGGAGACUGUGGCACUCCUGGGGAAAAGGGUGACAUCGGACCCGAGGGACCUCCAGGCCUGCGAGGACCAAAAGGAGAACAGGGUGCGAUCGGACCGCCAGGAGACAUGGGCCCCGAUGGCCCAGCCGGACCUAAAGGAGACAGAGGGCCCAGUGGUGCUUCCGGACCACCAGGAGACAUUGGUAUCGGAUUCCCAGGAGCCAAGGGUGAAAAAGGCAUUCAGGGAAGAGCAGGUCCCACAGGACCUGUUGGGAUUGGAGAACCAGGACUACCAGGUCCCCCAGGACCACCUGGAGCACAGGGAAAUGUGGGACCACCUGGAGAAGGUUUUCCAGGGCCAAAGGGUGAUCGAGGAUUCGAUGGUCCAAGGGGCAAUCGUGGAGUUCCUGGUGUCGGGAUCAAAGGUGACAAGGGCAGUCAGGGGCCGCCUGGGAUCUCCGGUCCAGUUGGUGUGCCUGGUAUAGGACUUCAAGGAGAAAAGGGUGAUCUAGGUCCAGUCGGACCUGCAGGCCCCAGAGGAAUUCCAGGUAUUGGACUAACAGGACCAAAGGGGAGUCAGGGACCCUCAGGUGAACCUGGACUGCCAGGUGAGAGAGGUGUGGGAGAACCAGGACCCAAAGGUGAGCCAGGGUCGGAGGGGUUACCAGGAAUACCAGGUCAGCCAGGAGACGAUGGAGCCCCGCGGACAAAAGGUAACAUUGGGUUACCGGGGCUCAGAGGACCAGACGGCGCUCCUGGUAAAGGCGCACCUGGAGAGAGGGGAGACAAAGGGGACAGGGGGACCAGAGGCCAGCCUGGUGCAGUCGGUCCUGUGGGGCCAGCGGGGGCAAAGGGGGAACCAGGAAUUAUGGGGCAACCGGGAUUAAUUGGACCACCAGGGAGGGGUUUACCCGGUGCAAAGGGAGAACCAGGUCCACAAGGUGCAACUGGAGCUGUGGGAGAACCGGGGAUAGGUUUACCUGGACCGAAGGGAGACGUUGGGUCACCAGGGCCUGCUGGGCUACCUGGACUGAAAGGUGACGGUUACCCCGGCCCUCCAGGACUUCCAGGGCCUCCUGGUCUGACAGGAGAGACUGGAGCAGAUGGCAUCGGUUUACCUGGACCAAAGGGGGACAGAGGCUUACCCGGACCUCCUGGACCUGCUGGACCUCCAGGGAUUGGCCUACUUGGUUCCAAGGGUUCAGUUGGCCGAACGGGACCACCUGGUCCUCAGGGUUUACCAGGAGAGGGCAUCCAAGGACAAAAGGGGGAGUCUGGAUUUCAGGGGAUCCCCGGUCCCAGAGGUCCUCCUGGACAAGGUCUGCAGGGGGACAAGGGGGAUCGAGGGUUCAGAGGUGAAAAAGGCAAAAAGGGGGACAAAGGAGAAGGUGGAGAAGCUGGAGCCAAUGGACCUAUGGGUAGAGUGGGACAAAAGGGAGAUCCUGGACUUACAAGGGAAGAAAUCAUUAAAAUAGUGAGAUCCAUCUGCAGUUGUGGAGUGACAUGCCGCCAAACCCCCUUGGAGCUUGUUUUUGUGAUCGACAGCUCUGAGAGCGUCGGGCCCGACAACUUCAACGUAAUCAAAGACUUCGUAAACGCCCUGAUCGACCGAGCCUCGGUCAGCAGGGACACCACGCGGGUCGGUGUGGUCCUUUACAGCCACAUCAACAUUGUGGUGGUCAACCUCAGACAGGAAGCCACUCGGGAUGAGAUCAAGUCGGCGGUGCGCUCCAUGACCUACCUGGGUGAGGGUACGUUCACGGGCAGUGCCCUCCAACAGGCCAACCAGUUGUUCAAGGCGGCUCGGGCAGGUGUGAGGAAGGUAGCCAUCAUCAUCACGGACGGGCAGCCUGACAAAAGAGACGCGGUCAGUCUGGAGAGCGCCGUGUCGGAAGCUCAAGGGAAUAACAUUGAGAGGUUUGUGAUCGGGGUGGUGAAUGAGAGCGAUCCUCUGUCUGAGGAGUUCAAGAAGGAGCUCAGUCUCAUGGCUUCUGACCCCGACAGCGACCACGUGUACCUGAUUGAUGAAUUCAAAACACUUCCAGCUCUGGAGAGGAAAUUGCUCAGUCGUAUCUGUGAGGAUGGAGAGAGACAUAUGUUCAGCUCCAUCCCAAGCUCCAGGCUGCCACCAGGAAUCCCCGAGGUCUCCAAUAAUGUUCGAGAACCUCCAUACAGAACCGAUACAGACACACCCACCUUCACAGGAGACUUCAGGAGAGUUCAGAUGGUGCCCCGUCCUCCGGGGUCACAGCCCGACAGAGAGCCCAUCGCUCCGCUGAGGCCAAAGACAGACGACAGAUCCUCCUCAGAAAUUCAGAGAUUUCCACUCUUCGACAGGGAGCCCUUCAGACCUGUAACAGAGUUUCUCCCACAGUUUGAUAUGAAGGACCCCACAAACCGUAUGGUGAUGACGGGAGCCAUCGGGCCGGCGGGUCCCACUCCGAGGACCCCACCUGAGGAGAAGACGCCGCCGCCGACUCUUGUACUGCUGCCCUCUGACACCUACGUAUCAGCGGAGCGCUGCAACCACCUCUUGGAUCCAGGACCGUGCCGGGACUACGUGGUAAAGUGGUACUACGACGCCACCGCUAAUUCCUGCGCUCAGUUCUGGUUCGGAGGCUGUCUAGGAAACGGCAACCGGUUUGAGACUGAGAAGAGCUGCAGAGAAACCUGCAUCAAGGUCUAACAUGUGCGUGCAGUCACAAACGUACACGUUCGUAAAUGCUCAUAAAACAUUUUGCUGCGACUUCACGCCAUGAAGCACUUCAUCGUCAGUACCUUAGUAUUUUACUCGUAGUUACUUUGACAUGGAUGGGGAAACAGCAAAUGUUAUCAAAGAGGCAUCAUUAAACUAAAUUAGCCUGAAAUGGAGGGAAAGGUUGAAACUGUUCAGAAGGGUAGGUACUGUUAAAUGUUUUUUUUCCUGUUGGCCAGAGAGAUUUUGUGUAUUAAUUGUGUGAAUCAAGCCAGGUUAAUGCAGAGAAUGAUGUCUAAGACGUUACUUACAGUUCUGUUAAAAAAACAAACUCUGUAACCACUAACCUUUCUAUUCAGAAAAAAGUAACCCUUUUGUAUGAUUCAGUGGUGUAUUUUUCUACUUAAUGUCUUACGUUUUUUUUUGUUUCUGGUUUUUUUUUAAUACUGUGAAAUGUCAUUAAACAGAAAAAACAAAACAAAUAAACGUAUAACUUCAUGAA
Molecule: messenger RNA, 5059 nt
Organism: Dicentrarchus labrax (European seabass)
Lineage: Eukaryota; Metazoa; Chordata; Actinopteri; Moronidae
Gene: col28a1b
Product: collagen, type XXVIII, alpha 1b
Exons: 35
Coding region: 961-4548 (1195 amino acids)
Molecular function (GO): serine-type endopeptidase inhibitor activity
Source: RefSeq, a predicted model, not a curated record